AAGUGCGUCGUCAUACGGUCCAAUUAUUUGUGACAAGAAGGCGGUGCAUGUAGCUAGCUACUUAGCUGGCUACUUAACCAGCACAGAGUUAAAGCUGUAUCCCAAUGAUUUUUGAACAUUUAUACUUGUAGUUUGCUACAUGUAUUAACACUCGGUGGCUCGAUCAAAACUGGGAUAAUGACGGAAAUUGAGUGUAUCGCUCUGAAAAUUGGCAUGUUUCUGUUCUAUGCUGGUCCCGUCAGACCUACUACACAGACAACCACAGAGGAGAACGGGCUGGUGUGUUCGGGACCCAACAAUCAGAGCUACGUCUGUGAGUCGGGCCACUGCUGUGGAGUCUCCCACUGCUGCAGUCACUUCUACGAGCUGUGGUGGUUCUGGCUCGUCUGGGUGAUCAUCAUCCUCCUCAGCUUCUGCUGCAUUUGCCACCACCGCCGCAGCAAGCACCGUCUGCAGCAGCAACAGCGGCAGCACGAGAUCAACCUCAUCGCGUACCGUGAGGCCCGCAGCUACGCCAACCUGCCCUUUUACUUCAGGUUCCUGCCAAACUAUCUCCUGCCUGAGUACGAGGAGGUGGUGAACCGCCCCCCGACCCCUCCUCCCCCUUACUGUGCCUUGAACGGCGGCCAAUUGGCUGCCACCAGCCCUCUGAUGCCGGAGCAGCCCGUUGGACCCCUGCCUCCCCCGCAGACCAAUCCCGUCCUUGCGGUGUCGGACACGCGCUCUUCCAGGCCCAGCCUGGCGGAGCCCGACCCUCCGGUGGAGACGAGCCGCAAGGCGGAGGGCAAAGCGCACGCGUCCGUGGAGCGGCUGGCCUCGGACCCCGUCGCCUCCGCCCAGGACCCCGGCCAGGGGAAACCGGGGGACCCCGAAACGGAGCAGCUGACGGACUCGGGCCCCGAGGACAAGGACAAGGACAAGGACAAGGACGGGGCCGCUGGGCGGCACCGGCGCUUCACGGGGGACUCGGGGAUCGAGGUGUGCGUGUGCGUCGGGGAGCCAGGGGCCGAGGAACACAGGGAGCUGCUGGGGGAUUUCUGCCACGGCUGUGACUCCUGCAGCCGGCGCGCUGACCCCCCCGGGGCCGAGGAGCAGGCCCCGGAUAGGGGGCCGGACCACGGGGCCGCGCCCCUGCCACGGGCCCCAGUCAGCCUCCUCCUGCACACCAUCAGCGAGCAGGAGGGGUCUCACCAACCUGGCAACCCAGGCCCUCAGAGCUGAGUGCCAGCACACAAGAUUUAAAAGACUUUAGACGUUUUGACUUUUUAUUGUGUAUUUCUGAGUGACUGUGAGUGAUUGAGGGUGAGGCACAAAAUGUCUUCUCUGUGCCAGUGAAGACAGGCGUGUAAAGCUUGUUUGAAAGUGCUAUAUUGUCCCACAUUGUUAUCAGACUGUAUCUCUCUGCUUGGUCAUUAUUGCAGUGGGAAAGCAAAUAAGUGCAUUUACCAGUGGAUUCAAGUCUUGCAUUUACGUUUUGCACAUUGUACAGUACUGUGCAAAAGUCUUAGGCGCCUGUAGAACAUUUUUGUACAGCAAAGAUGCUUCAAGAAUAAUGAAAUGACAAGGUUCUCAAUAAACUCAGUGUACUUUUCCAAGCAUGUUGGCGAACUUGCCACAGUUCUUCUGCCGACUUUGGCUGUCUUCCUUGGUUCUGGCCCUCCAGGUAAUCCCAGACAGCCUCAGUCAAAUUAUCUCAAAAGUAGGCUAUUACUUCAUUUCAUACUUUCUUUAAUGAAAUACAUGAAAUGUCAUUUUUUGGAAAGUGAAUGGUUUGCUCAUUUCUACUGACACACUAAUGCAGAAAACAGAAACAUUGAAGACCAAAUAUAUAUUAUAUAAAAAAAUCUAGGGUGCCAAAGACUUUUGCAAAGAACUGUAGCUUAUCUGUCCUUUAGGAUCCUUUAGGGCUAAGAAAUAAAUCAAGUAGCAGUCUUGUAUCUAUGAUUGUGUCUUAAUCUACAUUAAGCUCUCUUAGUUUUUUGCAAGUGAAUACAAAAAAAAAACAUGUAUUGAUUGAAUAACCCACCUCAAGACACAGCCUAGUACUGUCAAGCAGUGAUUGUAUUCUUGAGUACAUAUCGAUUUUGAUGAAAAUGAGCUCCGCGUACUUUGUGUAUAUCCAUAAUUAAAAUGUUCAGUUUAAUACAAGGGAGAUGUUACAUUUGCUACAUUUGUUCAUUCACUGGGUAGAAAAAUGUUAUUGAGAGCUGUAGUGUGCCUUUGGUGAUGAAAUAGGUGCUUUAAGCUUCAGAUGAGUUUUUUUUUAGGUCAUUUCUGCACUCUCGUUUCAUUCUUAUUUAAGCUGAAAGCCGUUUGGUUUCUCUUGUGUCUUAAAUUGAAAAGUUGUGUGAGCAGGGGUGGGCUCUAGUGACCAUGAUAACAUAACAUUCUUUGUAAGAUUUUUGUCCCUCCGAUAUUUGUGACACGACAGAAUGUAAAGCAAAUCAUAUUAUUUGACUAAGCAUACAGUAUGUGCUGAAGUAUGGCAGGAAAUGUUCACUAGUCCUCUUCUGUAAGAGAUUUGGUUGGUGGUGGUGAUGGAGAACUCCACUACCUUGGGUUUGAUGUGUUGAUGGAGAUGUACUUUCAGCAUGACUGGUCUGUUUACUGGAGCGGAUCUGAUAACGGCCGUACCGGCAAGGUCACUUCGGCAACUAGCUUUUAUACAGAUAAAUAAAAUGGCCUUGCUUAAAAAGGCGCCUUCUAUAAACACCAGAAGAUGUAUGAGGAGUCAAGAUGACUUGACAUUGCACAUUGUAAUUCACCUGAAAAUUCUAAUUACAUUUUGAAAGUCUACAAAAGUAACAAAAAGGAAAUAUUAAUGGCGGCCGAAUGUUGGUUUCACAAUUAAACAUGACCCAUAUUUCAUCUCAAUCGGGCAAUGAUUUUUACCAACUUUUGCAACAAAGUUUAAUGAAUUAAUUCACAACGCAGCACUGCUCAUAUAAUUGUAAACACAAUCCUAAAGCACAGAAACUAAUUUGUAAUUUGUUUAACAUUUUCCACCACUGUGGGCCAGACAUUGCCCUGGCUGUGAGAACGUUGUCUGAACGUCAGUAUGAAAUUACAGGCUCCGGAAUAGCUCUCGGGCCACCAUUCAGCAUACGUAUCAUCUGUAGAACAGCUUUCCGUGUUAGUGUGCUACCUGAGCACAGGUUUUUCUAAAAUGUGAAGCCUCAUGAUUGUCAGUCUGUCGCACUGGAGGUCCUGUUCCUUUGUCGCCCCCCAGAGGCAUAGUCGUGAAGUGCAGGCAAUGUGUUUUCCAGGAUAACCAAGAACAAUGAAAGGCCUUCAGCAAUUUGCAGCAAAUCAGAUGCAGGAAAAACAUUGUCACUUUAAUGCAGUGAAGGGAAAGUAAGUACUGUUUCACUUAUUUGGUGUUAAAGUAUUAACAGAAUGUAAUACUUUUGAUGUCACUGUCAUGAGAUUGAACUUAUCUUUUCUCGAACUGGGGAAGUAUGUUUACUGGGUGUUGUCUCAUGAGGUCUACAGAUGUUCCUGAAAUGUUGUGUAUCUAUGCAUUUUAAGAUAUGAGUGGCAUACAAAGGAAGGUCUAUAUGUGAUAUUAUCUCUGUAUCAACUGUAUUCCAUCAUAUAUGCUCAUCUAGACUAGAUUGUGCUUUGUUUAUUAAUAGACAAAUUGUUUUUUACUUUCUUGCAAUUUGCACACUUCAUAUUAACCAAAAUAAGCUGUGUUCAUACCAGGAGUCACACUCUUUUGGUUUUAAUGAUUUGAAAAUGAGUUCUUUCUUAUUCAGGUAUUAAGUGACUCUUGCUUUGAUUAGUCUUUCAGCCAAAACGCAACUUGAAUCAUUCGAUCAUUUAUUUUUGAAGACCAAAAAAAGAAAAGCCUCUGUGUAGUUGAUGUUGUAAAGCGGGAUAAUAUUUUUGUGCCACUGAACCUGGAGCAGAGCUGCACGCAUCAGGCUAGUCCUCACUUUCCCAGUGGAGUUUGCAAGCUGAUGUCAGGUACUGCAUUUGCAUUUCUUAUUGUUUUGCAUAAAAGCCUUUCAUUAUGUAAUAUUUUUCUUUAAAAAAAACAUGAGCCAAAUCAAGGAAUAAUGGAAAUGUUCAAUAAAAAUAACAUAAACCCAAAACAUAAUUUCCUAUGUUGUGAAUUGUGUGCUAUUUGUUGUAGUGUGUCAAAUACGUUUCAGGACUUGGUAGAUAACUGUUAAUCCAUUUCUCUUGGUCAUCUGGAAAUGUGAA
This is a messenger RNA of Conger conger (European conger), 4209 nucleotides long. It is a transcript of the gene wbp1lb, whose product is annotated as WW domain binding protein 1-like b. Bases 178 to 1221 code for a protein of 347 amino acids. NCBI's taxonomy places the organism in Eukaryota, Metazoa, Chordata, Actinopteri, Anguilliformes, Congridae. The transcript has 4 exons. The record is from RefSeq and is a predicted model, not a curated record.